AUGACCAAGGUCGAAGCAUUCCCUCAGGCCGGGCGUGUGAUUGGCGCGAGCGUGAGCCCAGUGGCCUCGAGGCAAAAAGGUGUGGACUGCCGGGUGGACAAGUUGGUGCAGUUCUUGCAUCUCAAAGCAGAUCAACAUCUUUCCGACAAGGCCCAGGCAUUGCUGUGGCGCUGUGCUGCCGAGGGUCGCUCUGUGCAUCCUUUCGGUGUCCUGGCCGCGGCAGAGGUCCGACGAGCUGUUGGCAAGUUCGAGCAGCUGCAGAGGCGGGCGGAGGAGAAGAUUCUGGGGCCAGCAAGUGUGCUGGAGUCCAGGCUAUCUGCUAAGCCAAGAUCACGCGAGUCGGAAGAGGCUUCAAACUCGAGAGAUGGCCAAGUCGCCGGCAAGACCUCGGCACGGCCACAAGUCGUCAAAGAUAUUGCGCUCUACCUGCGCUCCCAAACACCGAAAAGGCGCGGCAGCUCCGAGCAGAUUUUACGAACGGCCGCCAAGCGGCAGUGGGACGUGGCAGGCUAUAGCAACCUGUCGCGGGAUGAGGUGGAGAAGGCCAUUUUCCUUGGCGCGGGCAAGCGUGUGACAAGGCCGGUUGGAAAUGCUUUGGGCGACGCUUCCGCCACGGCGAAGGUGGAGAUCGGGACCCAGGAGACCCAGCAAUCCAAGGCUAAGGCGGCCGUGCCCGGAAGCCCUUCGAAGUCGGAGAAGGACAAGGAAGUGAAGGGUGCCUGGGGCCACGUGGUCGAUGCAUUGCGCUCGGAAAGGCUGAGGCCGGCUUGGUGA
Symbiodinium sp. CCMP2592 is the source of this 774-nucleotide messenger RNA. The record is from the annotation of a GenBank genome assembly. Lineage: Eukaryota; Dinophyceae; Suessiales; Symbiodiniaceae.